Messenger RNA from Bolinopsis microptera, 600 nucleotides. Its product is annotated as zinc finger protein 519-like. The record is from RefSeq and is a predicted model, not a curated record. Lineage: Eukaryota; Metazoa; Ctenophora; Tentaculata; Lobata; Bolinopsidae. Gene Ontology annotation, biological process: regulation of transcription by RNA polymerase II. Bases 1 to 600 code for a protein of 199 amino acids. The transcript is spliced from 6 exons. Gene Ontology annotation, cellular component: nucleoplasm. Gene Ontology annotation, molecular function: DNA-binding transcription repressor activity, RNA polymerase II-specific; RNA polymerase II cis-regulatory region sequence-specific DNA binding.
AUGAGAACUCACUCUGAAGAGAAACCCUUCAAAUGUUCAGAGUGUUCAUUUGCUACAAAACGAGCAGGUGAUCUUACUAGACAUAUGAGAACUCACUCAGGUGAGAAACCCUUCAAGUGUUCUGAGUGUUCAUUUGCUGCAAGACACGCAAGUUAUCUUUCUGUACAUAUGAGAAUUCACUCAGGUGAGAAACCCUUCAAGUGUUGUGAGUGUUCAUAUGCUGCAAGACAAGCCAGUAAUCUUACUAGACAUAUGAGAAUUCACUCUGGGGAGAAUAAGAAACCCUUCAAAUGUUCUGAGUGUUCAUUUGCUGCAAGACAAGCAGGCCAUCUUACUGAACAUAUGAGAACUCACUCAGGUGAGAAACCCUUCGAGUGUUCUGAGUGUUCAUACGCUGCAAAACGAGCAGGUCAUCUUACUGUACAUAUAAGAUCUCACUCAGGUGAAAAACCCUUCAAAUGUUUUGAGUGUUCAUUUGCUGCAAGACAAGCAGGUCAUCUUACUGAACAUAUUCAAGAACUCACUCAGGUGAGAAACCCUUCAAAUGUUCUGAGUGUUCAUAUGCUGGAAGACAAGCAACGCAUCUUACUCAACACAUAA